AUGUUUAUUAUAAGAAAAACCGUAAUAAACCACGUAGCAAGAUAUGCAUCCUCUGUAAAAGAUGGCUCCCAGUACUUUGUGCUCCUCAUUGUGACGGACGGCGUCAUCUCAGAUAUGGCUCAGACUAAAGAAUCCAUAGUGAACGCCUCCAAGCUCCCCAUGUCAAUAAUUAUAGUAGGUGUUGGCCCUGCAGAAUUUGAUGCAAUGGUUGAACUGGAUGGGGAUGAUGUGAGAGUUUCCUCCAAAGGGAAAUAUGCCGAAAGAGACAUUGUACAGUUUGUGCCAUUCAGGGAUUAUAUUGACCGAAGUGGAAACCACAUCCUGAGCAUGGCUAGACUGGCCAAAGAUGUCUUAGCUGAGAUCCCUGAGCAGUUCCUCUCCUACAUGAGAGCCAGAGGAAUUAAGCCAUCGCCCGCACCUCCGCCCUACACCCCUCCCACACACGUGCUGCAGACGCAGAUAUGACCGCAUCCUGAUGCCGACGUCCCUCACACGCCAGUCAGAACUGCGAAGCCUGUUCUUUGAUCCUGGUGCUCUGCUAUGAACCAGGGAAGGGGACUUUCUCAGCGUGGUUUCAGCAGUACUGGGGAAAAUGUGCUUUCUUGGAUCCAAAAUUAAUUCUCUUCCUAAACCAAAACUGUAAAUAUGGUUGUUGCAUGAGCAACCGGGGAAAUAAUGGUUUAAAUGCUUGAAGCGAAGUAGAGAUGUCUUCUCUAAUUUUUGAAUAUUUUUUUUGUUUUGUUCUCGACGGAAUAGUCCAUUUCCAAUGUAUUAUUGGGAAAAAGCACAAGCUACGUUUUUAACACAAAUGUUGUCCUUGACUGCUACAUAUAUAGGCCGGCAGUCUCGGUGUCGAUGUUUACACGUUACUACUUUUUAAAUUUCAAUACUUUUAUAACUGUUCUUAAGACUAAGUUUUAAAUAUUGAAUCCUUUGUCUUCUAAAUUGCAAUAGCUAUAACCACAGGAGCAACAUCUCUUUGAAUGAAUGUCUGGACACUUGCAGUAUGAGUGAGGGAAGAGAAGGAGGUAGAUCACUAAGGCAAUCUCCUUCACGAUUAAUACCCGUCAUCAGUUUUGGCCAAUAGCGGGAGUUUCUAUUUAUAAACAGAUGAGGCCCUGUAAUAUGCAUCUUUUCAUGGCCUUUGGGUUUAAAUUUAGACUGCGGUCAAUUUGUCUUUCGCAAUGCAAACUAGAAGCAACAAACAGGCAAACAUCGUGAACUGUUAAUGCACAGAAUACACGUUGUAUCAAAACCACCAUCCUUACGAUGCUAUCAUUUAAUGAGUAAAACCAAGACUGUAACUCCAAACCAUGUAGCAGGUAUUUUGAACCUUGUAUUACGUUGUAUCCUGUCUAGA
Rattus norvegicus (Norway rat) is the source of this 1360-nucleotide messenger RNA. The record is from RefSeq and is a predicted model, not a curated record. NCBI's taxonomy places the organism in Eukaryota, Metazoa, Chordata, Mammalia, Rodentia, Muridae.